CACAAAAAUGCAUAAUUCCGUUUUUUUAUCAUUUUUGUGACUUGUGACUUGCCACCUGUCAACGAUUCGUUUUUGUUUACAAAUGUCUAACAUAACCUCAUUUUAAACGUGUUUUGAAAUGAAACAUUUUUAUAGUUUAAGUGAUGUAAAAACAGUACGUAAGUGCUUCAAACAGGAACAAGAGUAGAAUUGUUUGUGUGUGUGACUUUUCAAGUACCAGCAAAUAGUUUGUGUUUUCGUCAACCUAACCUCAAAAUGACUUCAAUCAUUGGUGAUUUUAUCAAAAAUUUGCACUUGAUGACUCUCCCGACGCCCUUAUGGGCCGUCCACAUUGACCCCAAAGAGGAAUUCCUUGCAGUUUUGCAUGUGAAGCCUUUCUGCGAUAAAGUUGUUAUUGACAAGGGGGUUCUCCUCACUUCCGAGAACGGCACUCUCAAGACUUCCGUGUCGUUCAAUGACGAAAUUGUACAACUCCCAGUGUCUGCCUCGAAAAUUGCAACAAUUUCCGACUUAACAAGUCUUAUUUAUUCCCUCCAUGAUGUGAGAUAUUGUUUGAAUACCAAUUUGGGGCUGUCUAGGUGCUCGAAAUACAUUCUGAAUGGGGCCUCAGAUUUGUGCGAGUUUUGUUCUUUUGAAGUUUUUAAUAGUGAGAGGGAUGAGCAACCUCUUUCGUUCAUAGAUAGCCCCCUGCUAGACAACAUGGAGGACAAACGCAAAGAAAAACAGUAUUUAUGUACAGUUUGCGGUAAGAUUUUCAAUUGUUCAUCCGGAUUGGAGCACCACAUGUUAACACAUGCCCCCCCUGAUGACAAACCCUUCAAAUGUAAAGUUUGUACCAAAGCUUUUGCCAAAAAAUACAACUUGAAUGUCCACACUCGGAUCCAUUCCGGCGAGAGACCCUACGUUUGCAGCCAGUGUGGUAAAACUUACUCAACACGGAGCAACCUUUCGACUCACAUAAACAGCACUCAUUGUGAUAAAAAAAGGCACCAUUGCAAGCUAUGUGACAUGUCUUUUGUUCACCCGAGAGUGUUGAGAAUACAUAUGAGGAAACAUACAGGAGAAAAGCCCUUCAUGUGCCAGAUUUGUGGUAAACUUUUUUCCAAAAAUAUUCAUUUGACAAUUCAUACGAGAACGCAUACGGGAGAACGGCCCUAUGUGUGUACAGUCUGUGGGAAGGGGUUUACAACGACGGGAAAUCUCAAUAAGCAUAAAAAGAUCAGUCAUCAAUAAAAUUGCACAUCAUUUCAUAAACCAAUAAAUGUUUUUCAUA
Molecule: messenger RNA, 1273 nt
Organism: Tribolium madens (black flour beetle)
Lineage: Eukaryota; Metazoa; Arthropoda; Insecta; Coleoptera; Tenebrionidae
Product: zinc finger protein 239-like
Exons: 3
Coding region: 256-1233 (325 amino acids)
Biological process (GO): regulation of transcription by RNA polymerase II
Cellular component (GO): nucleus
Molecular function (GO): RNA polymerase II cis-regulatory region sequence-specific DNA binding; DNA-binding transcription factor activity, RNA polymerase II-specific
Source: RefSeq, a predicted model, not a curated record